AAAACUCAGCCUGUGUGUGUUGUGUUUCCCGCCCUCUGCUCCACAGAAUGAAUACAUGCACGAUCAAUAUGAAAGUUCAGACUUUUAUUUCUAUCUUUUAAUUGGCUCAAGAGGGUGACAUACUGUAUAUUUUACCCCGAGGGAUAAAGGCUUCCAGUAGGCUUAGUUCAUUUCACUUGGAAAGCUCUGGAGCUUCAUAUGGCGCUCUGCUCGGUAAGCCUCUUAUGAAUCACGACCGCAGCAGAUGUAGGGAGAAUGCCAAUCAGGAGCUCCUGCUGAGCGGAGAAACCCGACGGCUGUGCCGCUGCGCGCUUCAACACUCUCUGCCUCGGUUCACUUGAAUCACACCUUAAAUGUCGUUUGGCGCUUUGUGUUCGCAGUUUGAACCAAAACUACAACAGCAGAGGAAACACGUGGGCUGUGAGAGGAUGGAGCGCGCAGGGAGCCUCUAAACAAACAAAACAAAAACCCCGCUCCCUGUCAGAAGGCAGAGACAUGCUGCCUCAGGAGGUCGUGAAGCAGAAGCCGCGCCGUGUGUCGGAACCGAUGUGCGGAGUGGACGGUCCCACGACUCCGCCUCGGAUCUUGAAGAACCGGGACUUCCCUCUGAGCGCGAAGCGCCGGCGGUCCGGCUCCGCACCUGAGCGCAAGGUGAACUGCGUCCUGGUUGGAGACGGAGCCGUGGGCAAGACCAGCCUCAUCGUCAGCUACACCACCAACGGAUACCCGACAGAAUAUGUUCCGACUGCGUUCGACAACUUCACCGUGAUGGUUGUGGUGGACGGGAAACCAGUGCGGCUGCAGCUGUGUGACAUGGCCGGACAGAAAUGGGGGCUGGUUGACGGAUCAAUCAAUGACGAGCUGGACCGGCUCCGGCCGCUGUGCUACAAGAACGCCGACGUCUUCCUCCUCUGCUACAGCGUGGUCCGCCCCUGCUCUUUCCGCAACCUGAUCACUAGGUGGGUUCCCGAGGUCCGUCAGCACUGUCCUGGUGCGCCUCUGGUCCUCGUAGGCACCCAGCUGGACCUGAGGGAGGACGUCCAGGUCUUGAUCCACCUGGCACAGAACCAGGAGCGGCCGGUGGGCACCGAGGAGGGCCGGCAGCUCGCCCAGGAGAUCGGGGCAGUGGGCUUUGCAGAGUGCUCGGCUCUAACCCAGAAGAACCUGAAGGACGCUUUUGAUUCGGCCAUCCUGGCCAGCAUCCAGCAGACAGACACUUGUAGCGUCCAGCAGCAGAGGCUGACUCUGAGGAAGAAGACGCCCGAUAAGAUCAAGAGCCUCUCGGAGACCUGGUGGAGGAAGAUCAGCUGUCUGAUGGGAGAGCAGAGCUGUGACUUCAAGUGAACACAACAAACAGGAGUCACAUCAUGUUUCAAACACUGUCUAGAUUUGGUUUUGCUUUCCAACACAGGGUGGCAGACGGGUGGCGAGUAUCACCAAACAGGUAAACGUAGCAAGAUCCAGACGAGCUCAGAGCUGCAGGUCUGUCAGUUCACAGUCAGCAGAAUAAAUGUUGGCAAUGUACGUUUCUGCAAAACACAGAUAUGCUGCAACUGCUGAGGAGCACGAGAACAAGAACCCAAGAGGGAAAUGGACCCUGAAAAUCCACAUCAAACACAGGCAAAUGUUUAAACUGCUUCAUGAACAGUUGUCACUGGCUUGGUCGUUAAGUCGACCAUCGACCUCCUGACAUGAAAGUCAACUUACAAACAUGCUGUGUGAACACGAUGUGACACAUAUCGUAGAAAUGUCAACAUGCACGACACGUAUAAACUUGAACAUAUCUGUUUUUUGCAGAGACGAUAAUCGCCAAAAUGUUGAGGUGGUGACGGAGCUGCAGUUCAGCUUCCAAACUGAGAGGCCGAGAGUGAGUAGAAGUGAGGAGGGAGGAGUCCAACAGAACCUGUGAAGACGGUUUUAAAUCGUUAUCAGACAGUUCUGAUGACAAACUGAGACUGUAGAGUUUAAAAACAUUUAGCAGACAGAGAGGUUUUAUUAAGAAGAGCUACCAAGUUGCAUUUUGGGAAGUGUUGUAUCCAAAGGUUUUUAGAGCCUGAAGAGCUUUUCUCAGGAAGUCUCAGCCUCUUCUGCUUCAACAUAUUGUAUUGAUGUAGAUAACUCCACCCGUCUGAGACUCCCAGGAGGUUAAAACUAAUCUUUUCAGACCAGGGUUCAGUAUGAUCAGAGAUCUUAACCUUGUUUUUUGACUCGAUGUUUGUGUUGUUUGUCACAUUACACCCCAGCAUCACUAGUACUUUAACUGUAGGUUUUAUAGGUUAAUUAUUUAUGUUUGUAUUUAUAUAUUUAUAUUUUCAUCGCCGUCACUGAUCAUGGAAUAUGCUCAGAAGCCUUGAUUAAAGUUUAUAACAACUGUU
Messenger RNA from Acanthopagrus latus (yellowfin seabream), 2375 nucleotides. Its product is annotated as rho-related GTP-binding protein RhoU-like. The transcript is spliced from 4 exons. Gene Ontology annotation, biological process: small GTPase-mediated signal transduction. Gene Ontology annotation, molecular function: GTPase activity; GTP binding. Bases 496 to 1344 code for a protein of 282 amino acids. NCBI's taxonomy places the organism in Eukaryota, Metazoa, Chordata, Actinopteri, Spariformes, Sparidae. The record is from RefSeq and is a predicted model, not a curated record.